AUGCUGUGGCAAUGUUGUGAAAGAUUGUGGAGGCUCGGAGCACACACAUGUCAAUAAAAAGAGGUGUACGGGACAUUCACUCUAUUGGUCUUGCUGCAAACAUCCAGAACUAGUAUGGAGGGGAUCAGUGACCGUCUGUUCAGGCAUAAGAACUUCAACUUUGUGACCAGUCUUACAACUCCAGAGUACCUAGACUCCCUUGAAAGCUUUGAAAUAAAAGACAGCGAUGUCUUCCUUGUGACUUAUCCAAAGUCAGGUACUGUAUGGGCUCAGCAGAUCAUCAUUUCCAUCCACGAAAUGCAUAGCUAUCAGACUGAAUAUUCAAUCAACAUUGAGAGGAUGCCGUGGCUGGAGUACAAGACAGCUGAAUACGCUCUUCUUCCCUCUCCACGGCUCUUCGCCUCGCAUCUCCCUGUACACAUCAUGCCUCCAGGAGUGAAGGAGAAGAAGCCAAAAAUCGUGUAUGUGAUGAGGAAUCCAAAGGACAACAUGGUGUCUUUUUAUCACUUCAGCAGUGCUCUAGCAGACCUGGAGACUCCCGAGAGUUUUGACCAGUUUUUUGAGUGGUACAUAACAGGAAACGUUUAUGCGUCAUCCUGGUUUGACCAUGUCAGGGAGUGGUAUUUAAACAGAGACCAGUACAACAUCCUCUUCCUGACCUACGAGGAAAUGAUUUUGGACCUGAAAGGAUCAGUGAAGAAGAUCUGCAACUUCUUAGGGAAAAACCUGACUGAAGCCUGCAUCAGUCAAGUUGUGGAAAAAGCUAAGUUUGAGAACAUGAAGAAGGACUCGAAAGCAAACUAUGAGCACACUUCACCAGAGCAGUUCAGUGGGAAAUUCCUGCGUAAAGGUCAGAUUGGAGACUGGAAGAACACACUGACUGUUGCACAGAGUGAAAGAGUGGAUCAAGUCCUUCAGGAGAAACUUGGUGAUUUGCCUUUAAAGUUCAUCUGGGAAUAAGCAGAGCAGCUCUUCAGGGUCUCCCAGGAGUUUUAAAAGCAUUGAUUUCAUUCAUUGGAAAGCCUUAAAAUGUGUUUUUCUGCUAUUUUAAUUUUCAAAAAAACAACAAAUGAUUAAUGUUUGUUUACCCAAGAUUGAUUCAUCUUACGUAGAUCAUGAUUCCAGGAAUCAACAGUAAAAUGUAAAUCAGUCAACAUAUCUGACAUGUCUGAAACCAGUACACGGCACUUUGGAUUCUCAUAAUUUCUGAAUAGUCAUUAACUAUUGAUUUUUUUUAAUCACAUCACUUUUGACAGUAUGUCCUGACCUUCAAAUAGAAGAAAAUUCUUGAAAUAAAUGUACUUUUGCCAUGAA
Haplochromis burtoni (Burton's mouthbrooder) is the source of this 1314-nucleotide messenger RNA. RefSeq names its product sulfotransferase family 3, cytosolic sulfotransferase 1 (gene sult3st1). Gene Ontology annotation, molecular function: sulfotransferase activity. Gene Ontology annotation, cellular component: cytoplasm. The record is from RefSeq and is a predicted model, not a curated record. Gene Ontology annotation, biological process: sulfation. NCBI's taxonomy places the organism in Eukaryota, Metazoa, Chordata, Actinopteri, Cichliformes, Cichlidae.